AUGUCAAUUGAGGCCUCAGUGACCUUCACUGCCAUGGAGCCUAAAACUAUGAGCCGGAUGUUCACCGGUGAGCUCAGCCCCGAUCGUGAUUUCUUCAUCUAUAGCCGCCAUUUCAACCAUCCUCAAUCUCGGCCGCCAGAUGGCUACCCUAGAGUCUACCGAGGUGACGUACUGCACCUCCAGCGUAUGGAAUUCCUAUCCAAUGUUGCUGUAGGUGAUGGUCCUCUUGUUGCAUUUGGUGCUUCAGAUGGUGUUAUUAGAGUUCUUUCAAUGAUAACAUGGAAGUUGUUUCAGAAUCAGAUUUUUACCUUCGCAGAUUGUGGGGUGUUCCUAGUGAGGUCUUGGCUCGUGAUAGGCUAUUGGGCUCAUAUAAGUAUAAAAUCGACAAUUGAAUGGUACAAGAAGGCAAUCGCUGACAAUUCAAACUCAGGUUGCAUCAUAGAGGUCAACUCUCAACAAUACUACCAGAAGGAAGCAACAAAGUUACGACACCAAAUACAGAUUCUACAGAAUGCAAACAGGCACUUGGCAGGAGAAGGUUUAAGUUCUUUAACCAUAAAGGAACUCAAGCAACUUGAAAGCAGACUAGAAAGAGGAAUUGCACGUAUCAGAUCAAAGAAGUUAUCUUGUCAUGUAGGCACAAGAGCAUUUUAUCCAUUUCAGAAGGCUAUACAAGAGAGAAACUUCAUUGAGGAAAGGUUCUUCCUUUGCAUCCAUGAUGGAGUUCAUGGCCAGGAAUCAUCUUCGAGACUACAUGCUGCAAAAUGCAUGAAUUCUCUUGUUGUGGAAACCCCCGAUGAUCAUGGUUCCUAUGAUUCAUCCAUAUAUUAUUCAACAAUGAUUCAUCCAUAUUGUCUCCAAUCAACAAUGGUUCUGCUACUCAACAGGCGUCCAAAAUAAUUGAAGAA
Molecule: messenger RNA, 908 nt
Organism: Dioscorea cayenensis subsp. rotundata (Guinea yam)
Lineage: Eukaryota; Viridiplantae; Streptophyta; Magnoliopsida; Dioscoreales; Dioscoreaceae
Product: agamous-like MADS-box protein AGL5
Exons: 9
Coding region: 1-900 (299 amino acids)
Biological process (GO): regulation of DNA-templated transcription
Cellular component (GO): nucleus
Molecular function (GO): DNA-binding transcription factor activity
Source: RefSeq, a predicted model, not a curated record